GCAGUUGACUUUACAAACAACGCAACACAAACACAACUCCAGAAAAACAAACUGAGCAGAAAUGAACUCAACGCAGCUUCCACAGACGCGUGGGCGCGUGUUAUCCCCAUCCGAGAUGACCAAAUCCCGACCCGGCGCAGGAGAUCUUGAAUCUUCUUUAAUCCAAAUUUACCACUAUCACCAUCAGACUUCACUCCAGCUCCGGGAUCAGGCCGAGAAAGCGAAGAAAGAUGCGAUUAGGAAGGCGGGGAGAGUGUCGGAUUUGUUGGUGGAGGUCGUGAAUGGCGGUGUGCAAGAGCCGUUUAUAAACGAGAAGCGAAUCGAGGCGAAAGUUCGUGCUUUGGCUUCAACCAUUGCUUGUUUCAUGAAGCAGACCGAUCAAUGGCUUGCUGCUUCUCACGACAUUAACACUGCUGUUAAGGAAAUUGGAGACUUCGAGAACUGGAUGAAGAGCAUGGAUUUUGAUUGUAAGAGUAUCAACGCGGCAAUUCGCAACAUCCAUCAACGAUGACAUAA
This is a messenger RNA of Hibiscus syriacus, 516 nucleotides long. Its product is annotated as biogenesis of lysosome-related organelles complex 1 subunit 1-like. The record is from RefSeq and is a predicted model, not a curated record. The transcript is spliced from 3 exons. Gene Ontology annotation, biological process: endosomal transport. Gene Ontology annotation, cellular component: BLOC-1 complex. Bases 62 to 511 code for a protein of 149 amino acids. Lineage: Eukaryota; Viridiplantae; Streptophyta; Magnoliopsida; Malvales; Malvaceae.